GCGGACGAAUCGAACGGUAGAUCAUUUACCGAACUAAUCCGUCGGUCGCUCUACAUUCGCACCGCGUCGUCCAUGGACCAGUCGACGGAAACGCCCGGGUACAUUACCAUAUUUUAUAAUUGUUACGAAUUAAAUACCCGUAACGGUUUUGAACGUCAUUUGUGUUAUAUGUUUUCACGCCGACAGCGAUGACAGGCAACCGCCGUUUUGGAAACUGUGCAGAUAUUGGGUCGCUUUUAUUAGUUUUCUGGGAUUUAUCAACCUUUAUAUGCUCCGGGUCAACCUGAGUGUAGGAAUCGUGGCGAUGACUGUGUCCACGGAAACCCAAGUAAGUUUGCUUUACACGUCUGCAGUUUAAGUCACGUAUGCAUAUUGUAUUUACCUAAGAUCCGACUUUUAGAACUAUACGCGCACAAAUAUUCACAAUAUUUGAAUAAAACCACAACAUUAAAAUAUUAUUUUAAAGAAUUCCAACAUUUCCGUAUGGCCCUCCUGCGAAUUCAUCUAAAAGUGUAUACCUAUUAUGCAAUAUGUUAUUUAGGCUAAAGUCAUCUUAAAAUUGGCUAAACCCAAAUAGUUGUGAUGAAAACGUAGGAGAAGAAGGGCUUCUUAUACCAUCAAUGGGUAUAUUGGCUAUAAGUUACGUAUCUGUCUAUCGAUAGUCAAAAAUCUAAAUUUUAGUUUCCAAGUGGAAUGAAGAAGCUUAAAGUUUUACAAAGAUAAUUUCAGAAGACUUACUCGGACGACUACGUGCAGCACUUUCACUGAAAGGAAAUCGGCUUGUGGAGGUACCUAUGGGAUGUCAUUUUUCGAUUUUCUCAAGAUUUUUCUCAUCAAAUUUGAAAAACCGAAAAAAUAUAAGAAAUUGAGGUACAGUAAAACUUCCAUAUAACAGACACCGUAGGGACCGAAAAUAAUAAACGCUCUUUAUUUGUGAUCGUUAGCGGAAGUUUUACUGUGUUAGUUAAAAUAUGUUAUUAAAUAUAUUUCUUUUUUUCUGUGCACAAUUUUUCUACUAGCAAUACCGAUUUUUACAUGUGAAAAACCGUCAUUUCAUCGUCUCAUUCAAGGGCUUACUGGAAUAACUGAUUCAACUUUACCUCGAAACCAUAAGAAGAUAUUAAAAAAAUUCCAAAUUAGGUAUGAAAAUUAUGUAUCCAUGUUGACUAAUUUAAUCGCGAAAACAGAAACACAACUGUUAUACAGCAGAUAUAUAGAGUGCCAAUAAUAAAAGCUAUAUGGGAAUGACAUAUCAAUUUAUUAAUGAAUUUUCAUACAAACGGUCUUCAUAUGUCUUAAGUUGUGGGCGAAUAAAAGGUCACCAUAAUUAUUUGAAUAUCACUACACGUACUUACAUGACGGUAUAUAUAUAUAUAUUUAAAAACUGAUGGUUAGAAUAUGAUCGAUACAUAGAGGACGACCACAUAGUGCAAUUUAUAUGCGCAUUACAUUCAAAAAUUAUAAUAUUACAGAAUGACGAUGACCUCGCGCGUUCCCCGUCUUUCUAGGACUAUUCAAUUUUAACGGUGCUACAGAACUUAAUUCUAUGUUUUACCGAGAGACGUUUUUAGGAUAAAAGUCUACAAAGAAUACUGCUGCAGUCAUGUAUGUGAAAAUAACAAACUCGUAUUACUACUCCCGAAAUAGGACUUAUUGGGUAAUAGUACCCAUCUGUAAUAUGUGUUGGAGUUCAACUCGAUGUAAGCUAAGUUUUAUUAAGGGUAGCAAGCAAUUAUGGAAUUAAAAUAUGUACCAUAUUAUAAUUUAUAAAUUGUUUUAGAGACUAGUUUAUAUUUUGGUUACCUAAAUAAUAUUUACGUUACUGGAAAACGGGUAAACUGUGACAAAUUAUGGUUUACAAGUAUAAUUAUUUCAUAUUAAAGACGAAGAUUAAUUUAUCGUUUAGACAUUUGACAUUGAUAAUAAUUAUUAAUUAGUAUUAUAUUCGUUGAUAUUAAUAUGAGAAUUAUUUUGUUGUUUUCGGUAAUUCAUAUAUUUUCUUACAGGGCCACUAACUCUUUUUAACUUUACGUUGUUAAACUAAGGGGGUAUAAAUAAUACUUACAGAGUAAAUAGUAUGUCGGUAUAACAUUAUGUGUAAUAAAAAAUACAGAUUUGAAAACUUAUCCUAUAUAAUUAUUGGGACCUAGUAUAAAUUUUAGUAUUAAUUUAUCAUUGUUUGUUUUUUUCUGAUUAUUUCUGACCGUUAAUGUCUAGUCAAGUUACCUGAGUGGUUCACAUUCAAAAUUGAAGAAAAUCAAAAUCACAUGCAAUAAAUUUAAUUAUUUUGCUUAUUCAGUAUAGAGUAGUAAGAUGGUAUAUUUAUGUAAAAGUAUUUCUUACUGUAAGAACCCGUACAAUAAUUAAAAUUCAUAAUAUUAUUUUUAAACAUUUUAUUUUAUUUUUUUAAGAAUUUAUACUCGAAUUUAUAUUAGUUAAUUUACUUAGUUUAAUUUAAUCGUAUUAAUUAUAGUCCAUGGUUGAUUAAUUAAAUCAAUAUUAUUAAUGUUUUUAACCAGUUAGGCAUUUACACAAAUUUAAAAAUGAAAAAUAAUAAACCGUUAAAUACUAUAUUGUUAACAUCGACCUUUGAUAUUUGUAUUUUAUUAANUUUUGAUGGGUUUUAAAUUGUAAGUAUUGUUAAUGUAGGUACCGACAUAGAUAUUACAAUAGGUAUCUAGGUAAUUAAUAAUUAUUAAUAAGUACUAUUUUAAAACUUUUUCUGUUUAAAGCAUAUGAAGAUCUAUAUUUGUUUUAUUUAUCUUACAUACAUAUCAUAUUAUAAUUUCCUGGUUUAGAAUCAAUAGUUUUAUUUUAAAACAGUUCCUUAUUGAUAAGUGAUUAAAUAAAACAUUAAAAUCCAUUCAUGUUCUACAUACCAACAAAAAAUAUAUUUUCAAAUAUUUGUUAAUAGAUUAAUGUAGGUAUCUACUUAUUCAAAUAUUACUAUUGUAAUCGCAAUUACUAAAAACAGUAGGUAAUAACUGUGUUUAGUGUCAACUUGGAUAUCAGCUAAGCCGUUAAAUGUAAUUUAUAUAUUUUUUAUUGCAAUCGGGUAACAUGCUUGUUUUUACACUAUUCCAAAUAAAUAGGUACUUAAAAAAAUAAAUAAAAAUGUUUUACUUGUAAUAAUGUCUUUACUCUUGUGAUAUAAUACACAAAAAUAAUAUUAUUCAUUUAGCCAGUACUGUUAGGCAAAUACAGGGUGCUCUAUUUAUCACGAACCAGCAGUUUUUAAGUUAAUUUGAUUUCUGUUUUUCAAAUAUUAUGGAAUUAUUUAAGCUUUAAUCAUUAUUUUCAAUGUUUUAUCCCCGCUGCUUUUAUACCUUAAAUGAGUACAAUUGAUUUUCAAAUAGCAAAUAGACCCUUUUUUAAACCCAUGUAGAGAAUUCUGCAAAUGUUUCAGGAUUUUUCUGUAUUUAUACACUACUUGUAUUGAAUAUACCAAUUAUAAAUAAUUACAAUUUAAAUUACAGUCUUUUAUAUUUAUGUAUUAAAAAAAUUACGUUUAUUAUUUAUUGAGUAUAAGGUAAAUAUAGUUGUUAUAACUCAUAACGAUUGUCUUACCACAAUUUUUUACAAAAAAAAUAUCAAAAUGUUAUCACUUUUUAUUAUUAUAUAAGUUUAAACCAUGUACGAAAAUGCGUGAAAUAUAUUUGUAUAAUAUGACGAUAUCUUUUUUCUAUUGAUAACUUUAUAAAUAGGUUCACCACUGACUUUCAAAUAUAUAGAUGUCAUAUUAUGGUAAAAUGAUUACAAUUAUAUGCGUUUCCACGACAACAAAUUGAGUUUUCUCAACAAAUGAGAAAAACAGGAAAAUUUAAAAAAUGGAGGUAUCAGCUAAAAUUAUAAUGGUCUUCUUUCCUUGUGAACCACUUUUCUACCGGCAAUUUUGCUUUAACUUUUAAUGAUAGCAAUUUUUCCAAUAGGAAAUUUCACUGGAGAUUUACUUUGAAAGGGUGGUUUUUCGAUUGUCUCCAUAGUAUUAUCAGCAAAUGUGAACAACUGGGAAAAAACCAGCGAAAUCGGUACAACAUUAAACAAAUAUUAUUAAAGAAAAUAUAUAGAGCCUACUAAAAUUGUUUUACUAUGAUAUGGCAUAUAUAUUAAUGACAAAGCAUCACUAUCAACUGAACUCCGUUUUUUCGUAAGAAAUGGUUUAUCGUUGUUUACAGGUAUUCAUUAAAUUACUUAUAACAGUGGCUGCACCCGUUCCCAUUAUCCUAGGACGUCUUUUUUCGACGUGGCAAUAGUAACAGUAUAACAGUCUUUCGUCAUUAUUGCAUUGCAACAAGGCUGACCAAGUGCACUUAGCGGAUUAACGAAUAAGCUAAUCAGGCCUGGGUCUAGGGCCGCAAAUAUUUUUUUUCUUCCGUUAAAAUAAACAAUGGAAACCCGUAAUUUCAUUGAAUUUUAGUCGAGUUAUUUCUUCAUAGAUGCUGAGGAAUGUAAUGGUUUUACAAUGAUGUUUAUUUAAUUUUUUUUUUUUCCUAUAAACAACUCUUUUAACUCUAUAACAACUCAAUUUAACUCCGAUCCACAAUGGCAAUACAAGGCCUAAGAGCGCUAAAUGUCUUAAUCCGGCACUGGCACUCGGCCAUAAUCAAAUGUUACACUAAAUGUGUGUAAAAACUGAUUAAAUAACUUAGGCAAUUUUUCUACGGAGAAAAACAAAAUUUAAACACCUGGUCAAAAUACAACAACUCAUAAUUUGGUAUGUUUUCACUCGGUCGGUUUUUUUUUUUUUUUACAGUUGUAGGGACUCGUUAGUCAUCUUAUUGCGCUUGGUCACUUUUUGCGUGACGGCCGGACGACGACGAUAUAUAUUAUACAUUUAUGUAUAAAAAUUUAAUUAUAUAAAUGUAAAUUAAUAACCAGUGAUACGAUUAUCUCCAACCCAUAAUAUUAUGUUAAUGCUUAGCACGGUGACACGCUUCGGUACGUAACCUCUUAUCGCAAAUCCGUGUUGAUAUUAUUUGGGUAUUUCUUUAUUAUCGUGUGUAGAGAAUAAAACGCGUUAAAAAUGGUCAAUGGACACAUUGUAUAAUUUAUAAAUUGUACUUAGGAUUUUAAUAAGUGAUUAAAGAUCAAAUGUUGACUAAAAUCGUAAAAAAAUGAUAGCGUUUCAAAAAAAAAAACGUUUAACCGAACUUUGAUCUGAAUCGUUCUUCGUUAGCAGUGGUUAUACCCUUAUAGGUAUAAAUUAAACAAUUUUCUGUAUCCUGUCUUCCCGAUAAUACACCUAUAUACAAUGGUGGAUCUAAAGUUGAAUUUCGAGGGACGGGGAGGCUCCUAAAAAAAAUAACUACUUACCAAAAAAAGAAAAGGGGGUUUGCUCCGUUAAACGAUUGCUUACGUAUACAUUGAUAGGAGUAAGAUUUCUGAUCAAAAAUGUAGAAAUAGAAUUUAGAAUAAAAAUUUAAAAUAGAGUCUACUUAAUUAUUUUACUAAUAUAUGGCACAUAUAUUGUCGACAAUCGCCGCGUUUAUACCAUAUAUGAGUUAUAUGAGAACACAAUAAUUGUGACAAUCGUGUAAAGGUACUGGCGACGGGUGCAGCCUCUGUUAUAGGUGGGAAAAUAUCUACAGCAGUUAGGUAAUCCUGUUGAACAGGUAGGAUACGUAAAGUUAUUAAAUUUUUAUCUGUACGCAAAGGUAUUGUUGUAAACCAUUGCUAACGAAAUACGAUUCGGAGCAAAGUUCAGUAAGAAUUAUUUCGAAAUGCCGUAAUUUUUACAAUUUUGACCAAAAUUUGAGAAACAUAAUGCAUUAAGCUGCAUUAAAACUGUUUUUAGACCACUAUAAGUACUGUUUAUAAUGUAAGUACUCUUUGUUAAAAUUUCAUGCAUUUCUCUUAAGUCAUAUAAUUUUAAUAAAAGAUUCUUACUAAAUAAAAUACACAUAAAAACACUAAAAUAUCAAAUAGUCUAUUAGUUUUUUGUGAAAACUACAGGUAUCUACAAGAAUUUUUAUUCGAAAAAAAAAAAAAUCAAAAAACUCAAAUGCCAUACAUUUAGCCGUGUUUCCUACGUUUUCCUCCGGUUUUUCGUUAUCAUUUGGAAAACUAUUUUUUAGUUAUUUUUCGAUUGCAGCAAGAUUUCUGGCUGAAAACUCGGUUUGCAAAUAUUAAAUCAAUUAAACUGGGAUGCCAAAUUGCCGUAGAUAUCAAUCGAUUUUGGUUUUUUGGUGUUUCCCAAUUAUUAUGAAAAUUGUUUUCGCCAAUACACAGCCUAGUACGCAUAUGCGUUGCACAUCCGCAUAUUAUAUGAAUAAAUGUCAUUAUUGGAUUUUUUUAUUUUUAUGGCAAAAACCUAUUAAAGUCUCUAUCUUCAUUAAACUCGAUUUUUAUGGAAUAAUUGAUUAAUAUUCAAGGAUUAUUACAAAGUAUGUGCAUUGUCUUACUUGCUUACCUACAAAUUAUUGUAGGAGAGCUGGAUCUUUGUCAAGACUAUUCGAGGCGGGCAAAAUAGUCUAACCGGUUUUCGCAGUUAUCUUGGUUAUCUGCCAGCGCCCAAUGGUCCCUACAACACAACACGACGCAGACUUCAGUGCUCGCCGUUCUUUUUUACGACAUGGCCGAUUUGGCGAUCAUAUUAUAAUAACUUUUUCGUGUAAUUUUUUUUAUUGAUCGGCCAACACGAUGGCGAUAUUUUAACAGUUUAAGAGUUUGAACGGCCGCGUGUUACAGAAGUAGGCACUAGAGCCCAUUUACUGACCCGAGUCCGCAUCUACACGGGACCGUAGUGUACAUAUUAGCGGACGAAUCUAACGGUAGAUCAUUUACCGAUCUAAUCCGUCGGUCGCUCUACAUUCGCACCGCGUCGUCCAUGGACCAGUCGACGGAAACGCCCGGGUACAUUACCAUAUUUUAUAAUUGUUACGAAUUAAAUACCCGUAACGGUUUUAAACGUCAUUUCUGUUUUAUGUUUCCACGCCGACAGCGGUGACGGACAACCGCCGUUCUGGAAACUGCGCAGAAACCGGAUCGCUUUUCUGGGUUUUCUUGGCUACAUUAACGUUUACACGCUCCGGGUGAACCUGAGCGUAGGUAUCGUGGCGAUGUCAGUGCCCACGGAAACCACAGUGAGUUUACGCGUUUGCAGUACCGCGCGUUAACGUCGUCACGUGUGCGCGCGCGUAUUUACCAGAGUCCCGUUGUCGUACAGCCACAAUAUGCGCACAAAUAUUCACAGCGAUUUGGGGCCCAUCGAAAUGUAUAACAUAUCAAUAAAGAGUGUCCCGGAAAGAUUUACCCGUUAUAAUAUCUCCAGAGAUAAUAAAUAUAAUACGAAUUCUUGUUUUUUGUUUUUUUUUUUUUACAUUAUUAUACUCACCGGGAUAAAGACUACGGAUAUUUAUAUUGCAGUUAAUUUUUUAUGUUUUGGUAAACUUUUCAUUUUAUUAUUUUUGAAAAAUCUGAAGUUUUUUUUCGGAAAAAUAACUUAUCGAAAUAUAUGUGGUCGGAACCGUAUUUUGUCGGAAAAUAAUUUUUACCCAACGACGAAAACAUGCAAAUCAUGGAGUGCUUAUAAUGAAAUUAUAUUGAACAAUUCCGACAAAAUAAUUUCCGACGAUUUAUUUUUCCGAAAAAAUACUUUUCAUAAUACUUUACACAAUACCACAAGUUUACCUCUUUUUUUUUCAAAAUGAAUUCGUUAUUUAGUGUCGAAAAAAAAAACAUGAAAAUGAAAAUAUAUUUCCUAUAAAACAUAGAUUAAAAAAAGGCAUAUGAAGUCAAAAAGUUUUUCUGAACGAAAAUUGGCCUACUGGAAGUGUGUUUGUUUUACUCCAGCUUAUUAAUUUAAAUGUACUUAUAGGUAAUAACAUGUUGGGAUGGGAACCUUUUGGUUUUUACUAAAUUUCCAUAUUUUUACAGUCCUUCCCCAGAUUUGAUUUUAUAUUUUAUAUGAAUAUCAAAAUAUAAAAUAUAUUCGAUCGAAGCGAUUUUUAAUAUUCGAAAAAUUCAAUAUGUAGUUAUACUUUAUACCUAUACUAAGGUAGGUACCUUCAAUUCAUGAAAAAAAUAUGUAUAUGUUUUUUAUCCAUUAUUAUUUUAACGAUAAAGUUAAACAUUAAAAAUCGCAUAAAUCGAAACCUAUAGAAGACUAGAAGAAAAAUUCAAAUCUGUUUCCUAAAUUUGAAUCUGUCAAAUCUAAGAUUUCAGAUUUCGAUAAAAUCACUUUACACGUGCCUACCCUUGAUAUUGUCAUUCGGCAGCAGCACUAUUGCAUUAUUGCCAUUAUAAGCAGAGUACCUUGAUAACGAGAGUGUGGCCAUAUGGAGUGAUAAGAGAUUAGGCCGCCAUUAGUUGGCUAAACAGACAUUUCAAUAUAUAUUAGUUACUAAGGUAUUACAUGUUUUUUUUUAUAGUUUCAGUUUCAAAUUGUUCUCAUUUUUUCUCAAAUAUUAACUUUUUAAACUUAACGAUAUAGUCUUAAUUAAUAAAAUAUAUACUCUGUUAAACUAUAUUAAACAAAUAAUAAUUAUUAACAUCGGUAAUUCAAUUUUAUUUUACCAUUUUUAAAAUAAAAUGCUAUUCUGGGUGUAAUAAUUUAUAAUUUGUUUAUUUCAUACUUGAAAUCUAACAUAUUGUAGCAGCUGAAGCAAUUUAUCGUAAAUGUUGACAUUUUUAAUAAUCAACCAUAACCGAUGAAAUUGGUACACAAAUACAUUAUUAUUGACAAAGUUGUAAAUGGUUAUAAUUUAAAUUCUUAAAUUUAUAAAUAACAGUAUAUAUUAUCAAAAAAUAGAAAAAAUAUGCUUGGAAAUAUACAUUUGAAUCUUUCAAAAUGUUUUUCUUUUUUAGAAAAUUCAUGGUAGCGGUGACUUCUUGCUAUAAUAUCACAUUUUAAAUAAACUUACUUAUAUAGCGAUCAGUUUUACAAUAUAUUGUUAAAAUUACAUAUAGAUUUAAAAUAAUGUCUUAAUUUAUUUUUGUGUAGCCCGAUUGAAUAGAAUUAGUUAUUUACCUACUCUGAAUUAAAAACUUAAAUUAAAGACUUUUAACUACAUUGUAACAUUACACUAUAUUUCAAAAAAAAACAUAAAUGUCAGAUCCCUUAAUACGAAUACUGAAUUUACUUAUUAGGUGUAAUUCACAGAUUAAAUGAAAAAAGGCCGCAAUAUUUUCUUACUAAUACCUAUUUCGUUUUUCCUCCGUUGUUUUCCCAUUUGUUGGAAAAACUAGGAAAAUCAAAAAUGACCUCUUUGAAGUACCACACCAGUCAGUUUUCUUUCAGAAAAAGUGCUAUCAGUGUGAAUCGGAGCGAAAUUGCUGGUAGAAAAGUUGUUCAUUACAGGGGAAAGAAAGGCCACGGUAUUUUACUAUACAUUCGUACAUUUUCUCUUUUUUCCAAUUUAUCGGGAAAACUCCUGGGAACUUAUACACCUUCAUACCUGUAUGAAAACAUAAACUAGUGAUUUAACAUUUAUUUAACAACUAAAUGGCUUUUAAAUUUUACGGUAAAGUAUUAUGUUAAAACAUCUUAUCAAAAUGAAAAAUAGCCAAAUAAUGGCGAUCAAUCCUGUUGUCUAAUCAGAACAUUGAGCAACUCUCCGUUUGGUCACACUCUCUUUAUCAAGGUACUCUAAUCGGCAUUAUUUUUAUUAACGGAUAAUUAAACCCGAAACUGGUUAUAAUGAUAUAUUAAUACAUCGAAAAUUAUCAUAAACUAUUAUUCAUUUAUUAAAAUUAUGGUUUCAAAAUAAUUUGAAAUAUAUAUGUAUAAUGUAAACACAAUAUAAGCGUAGGUUUCCCAAUCAAAUUACGUAAACAAGAAAAAAAAUUGUAGAACAUCGAGAAAAUCGAUCGAUAACUGAAUUUCUGGUUACACAUUAUGACUGUAUCUUAACAGUGAACAUACUAAAAAGCGCCUCCCUGUCUACGGCACUGUAAGGAAAGAUGUGUAGGAUAAUUUCAUUUUUACGCAACGAUUAAAUUUACGAAAAACUACUGUCACUCUCUAGACUUCUAGAUUUUAUUGACAAACCGGCCUUUGUCCAAACUAAAUUAAAAGUGGAUAAUAAUUAUUAAAUAAAACUAUUCAGGACAAGUUUAAAGAACUGUAACACAUGCAUGAUACUAUAAUCUUUACAAAAAUAUAUCUGUCACUUCUAUUAUACCACUUAAGAAAAGAAAUCUAAUCCACAGCCUUUAUUUAUGGGGUUGAACCGAUUACCUACUUACACAAAUGGAAAAGAAGCGCACUACCCUCCCGCAUUAUUUUAGUCCAAAAAAUUGUUCCUAUUAUUCAAUGUUCUAACUUAUAUAAUAAUCGUAAGAGUGGAUAGUUAUUGAUUAAUGCGGAAAAGUCGCAAAAUAAUUAAUAUUUGCAUAGGCGCGUAAUCAGCUGGUUUAUGUUUGAAUGAACAUAGUCGAAUAGAUCCUUUACGAUUUAUUGUUGACAGGUGACCGAAUUUCAAUGGAGUCCACAACUUCGAGGCACCGUAAUGAGUUCGUUCUUUUACGGCUACAUAUUUACGCAACUUCUAGGAGGUGUCCUGGCAAAUAAAAUCGGUGGUGUGAAGUUAAUCGGUUAUGGCGUCCUGAGCACAGCGAUCUUUACCAUCUUAACGCCCGUCGCGGCCAGAUAUUCGGUUUAUUUGGUCAUCGCGGUCAGAAUCAUUGAAGGUGUUUUCGAGGUUCGCAUUUGCGAGUGUUGUCUUUAGGCAUUGAAUUUAUAUUUAAUUACAUUUUAUUAUUAUUGUCAUUGAUAAAAAAUACGUUCACCGAAUCUGCAUGUAUUUAUUAUAUAUUAUACAGGGUGUCGUUUUUCCGGCUAUGCAUGGUGUGUGGUCAAAAUGGGCUCCGCCUAACGAGUCCACGCGAUUGACAUCGUAUGUUAUUUCUGGCGCUUAUGUAGGCACGGUAAUCGGCUACCCGAUGUGCGGAUGGUUAGCGAAAAAUUACGAUUGGCCUUCCACGUUUUACGUACCGGGUAACGUCCGACAUAUAAGCAAUUUACUCUUGUUAGAAUUUAAUUUUAAUAUUUGUUUUUUUUUUUUUUUCAUAUAUAUAGGUUUUAUAGCUAUAAUAUGGUGUGCCGUUUGGUUAACGACCAUUGCUGAAACUCCGGGUGAAGAUAAAUCAAUUACAAAAGAAGAACUUAAAUAUAUAAUCGAUUCCAUAGGACCGACUGACGACAAAAAACGUAGGUCCAUACUGAUCUUUAAAAAUAAAAAGUUGUUCUUCAUAUUUUUUUUUUAUAUAUCUAAGGUUUUUUUUUGGCAAAUAUUGAAUUUUGACAUCUAGUUUAUACAUACACAAAUACAACUAAUAUAUAAUAGGAAUAUUUUUCUAAAUUCCUUUUUUGACAGUACCAAUUUUAAUAAAAGUAAAAUCAUUUCAUAUUAUACAUUUAAAUCAUGAUAAUUAUAGGUACCUGUACAUAGUGUGCAUAAUAAUAAUGUAUGGAUGUUAAAUUAUCAAUGAAAAUAAUAUUCGAAUCUCGCCUUUAUUCUUCUCCUUUGCGUGUCGGCCAGUGAUAUUUAAAUGGCUUCCUUUGCCUAAUAAUCAACCAUUUUAAUUGUCUAUUCUUUUAAUCGUCUUCCUGGAAAGUCCUCCUUCUCUCCAUGUACAUGAACAAUGUGCACGAUAAAAUAAUAAAUCACUUUGUGUGUACCUAAAAUUUAGUUAGUGUCUCGAAUUAUCCAUGGAAACAAAUUUUUACUUCAAUGCCAGUGUGGUCGAUAACGUUUUCCACUGUCUGCGAGAAUUGGGGAUUCUUCACGUUACUGACCCAGUUACCAACGUUCAUGCACGGUGACUAUAAGAAUGGCAUCUGAUUUCCACUCAUGGCGAUAGAUAAUUAAUUUUAAAUGUCUUUCUUACACAGACGUAUUGAAAUUCGACAUCGGAAAAGGAAGUUUACUAUCAGCAUUGCCGUACUCGGUCAUGGCCGUUGCCCUCCAAUUUAGCGGAAUAUUUAUAGACUGGGUUCGCAAAACAAACAUAUUUACGACCACCCAAGUUUGUAUUCGUUUAAAACGUUUUAUAAAUGUAUGUGUACUAUUUAUACAUAAUAGGUCUUUUUUAUUUAAAGGUCAGAAAGAUCUCCACUUGCGGUGCUUUCUUUUUACAAUCCAUUUGCAUGUUUUCCGCGGGAAAUUGCGAAACCGGACUAGGAUCCAUCAUUUUUUUAACACUGACGGCCGGUCUCGUUUCUUUUUCUGUAACCGGAUACUGGUUUGUUAUCAUUUUAAUAAACGCUCGAUAAUUCUACUUAAUUAUUAUUAUUAUUGUUUAUACAGCGUUAAUCCUUUGGAUAUCGCACCCCAAUACGCCAGCAUUAUAUUGGGGAUCGCUAACACGUUCGGAACCAUACCCGGUAUCGUAAGCCCUCUGUUGACUGGAUUUAUCGUGCAGCAUCAAGUUAGUAACAACUAAUAAUAUUCAAUACUUUGGGUAUAAAUUUGUCUGAUUUACAUAACCACAUGUUUAUUUAAGUUCCUAAUGUUUCUAAUUAUUUCCUAAUUAUUUUUUCAAAUUAUUCUCGUUACAGAGUCCGGAAGAAUGGAAAUGGGUGUUUAUAAUAUCCAGCAGUUUAUAUUUUUUGGGGGGGCUAUUAUACGCGAUAUUCGGUUCGGGAGAACGUCAACACUGGGCCGAAAUCAAAACGACAUCAAAAAAUGACUUUGUUGAUGAACCCUUGAUGCGAAAUAACGACAUCGUACCAUUGUCACAAUGCGAAUAAUAAUAUCUAUUUUAUGCAAAUUAAU
Cinara cedri is the source of this 12716-nucleotide messenger RNA. The record is from the annotation of a GenBank genome assembly. NCBI's taxonomy places the organism in Eukaryota, Metazoa, Arthropoda, Insecta, Hemiptera, Aphididae.